This is a messenger RNA of Exaiptasia diaphana, 1067 nucleotides long. RefSeq names its product gamma-aminobutyric acid receptor subunit beta. Gene Ontology annotation, molecular function: transmembrane signaling receptor activity; neurotransmitter receptor activity; chloride channel activity. NCBI's taxonomy places the organism in Eukaryota, Metazoa, Cnidaria, Anthozoa, Actiniaria, Aiptasiidae. Gene Ontology annotation, biological process: chemical synaptic transmission; chloride transmembrane transport; regulation of membrane potential. The record is from RefSeq and is a predicted model, not a curated record. The annotation marks the transcript as partial. The transcript has 8 exons. Gene Ontology annotation, cellular component: neuron projection; membrane; synapse.
GCUAAUACGAAAAAGAUUUGAUGUAGUGACAUUCAAAUUCAAAUUGUUAACAGCCUCACCACCUGCCCUAAUGUUGAAUAAUUCUCAACUAGGUAUGAAUUGACUCCAAGACUGCAUGUUGUGAUCAGCAGCUUUAAUUGCGUGAUAGGUUGUUUCAGUUUUUCCAUUUAUACAAGUCUUGAUAAACAGAAAACAAGAAAGCUCUGGAAAAAUCGCUGCUUUACGAGCGACUCGACGAGUUCGCGUUAUAUAAAUCAGAAAGUGGCCCCAGAGUAUUAAUGGACAGCCAAAACCGUUUGCUGGUGGCAAUCGCGUUAGUGAUUGUUAGUAUAUGUACAGCCACUGAUGUCUUCGGCAAGAAUCAUAUGAAAAACAGAGUGGAAGCCCAAACGUCUCGCACAAGAGAAAUGCAAAAUAUUUCAAACUUUUUAAACAAUGUACUGAAGAACUACGACAAGAAACUAAGACCAAAUGCUGGAGGGAAGCCCGUUGAAGUCGAGGUCGAGUUUAAGGUGGUAUCGCUUGGCGAGAUCAACGAAGCGAGAAUGGAAUACACGAUGGAUAUUUUUUUCCGUCAAUGGUGGAACGACCCUCGGUUUAAACACAACUACACAGAAUCAUUCACAAUGGCUGAGGAUGCAAGUAAAAUAUUCUGGAUUCCGGACACUUACUUUAUCAACUCGAUGAAGUCAAGUUACCACCGGGUAACCAAGGACAACGCUCGAAUCAUUAUCAAACCGGACGGAGAUGUUUAUUAUAGUAUUAGGUUGACCCUGGUUCUUCAGUGCUAUAUGAAUCUGUCACUCUAUCCUAUGGAUACACAAGAAUGCCCGCUUCUCCUGGAAAGCUAUGCAUAUACAAAGCAGGAUGUUUACUAUAUAUGGACAAAGAGAGGAACCAAUGGAAUCGAGAUACUUUCAAARGAGACUGCACAGUUCGAACUUGUUGAAGCAAAGACGAGAAAAAUGGAUCAAAACAAAAUAUCAGGAAACUUUUCUCAGCUGCUUUCAACAUUCACCUUCAAACGUCGUCUCGAAUACUUCGUGAUCACCAUAGUAACGCCAGCA